AGCUCCAAUGUAAACAGAGCAGGCAGGGGCCCUGAUUCACUGGCUGCUGGGGCCAGGGUUGGGGGGUGGGGGUGCCCACGGGGCUUGGCUAGUGGGGUUUGGGGGGGCAGUGGGUGCAAGGAGCCCGGCUCGUGUCUGCCACUGGCCGGCAAGUGACAGCCCACGCGGUGGGGGAGGCGACCGGCGCGGUGGCCCCAGGCCGCGUGGCCCCGCGGUGGCGGAGCCAUGGUGUCCAAACUGAGCCAGCUGCAGACCGAGCUCCUGGCCGCCCUGCUCGAGUCGGGCCUGAGCAAAGAGGCGCUGAUCCAGGCGCUGGACGAGCAGGGGCCCUACCUGGUGGCCGGAGGUGGCCCGCUGGACAAGGGGGAGCCCUGCGGCGGCGGCCGGGGGGAGCUGGCCGAGCUGCCCAACGGGCUGGGGGAGACUCGGGGCUCCGAGGACGAGACGGACGACGAUGGGGAAGACUUCACGCCACCCAUCCUCAAAGAGCUGGAGAACCUCAGCCCCGAGGAGGCGGCCCACCAGAAAGCCGUGGUGGAGACCCUUCUGCAGGAGGACCCGUGGCGCGUGGCGAAGAUGGUCAAGUCCUACCUGCAGCAGCACAACAUCCCACAGCGCGAGGUGGUCGACACCACUGGCCUCAACCAGUCCCACCUGUCCCAGCACCUCAACAAGGGCACUCCCAUGAAGACGCAGAAGCGGGCUGCCCUGUACACCUGGUACGUCCGCAAGCAGCGAGAGGUGGCCCAGCAGUUCACCCAUGCAGGGCAGGGUGGGCUGAUCGAGGAGCCCACAGGUGACGAGCUACCCACCAAGAAGGGGCGGAGGAACCGUUUCAAGUGGGGCCCAGCAUCCCAGCAGAUCCUGUUCCAGGCCUACGAGAGGCAAAAGAACCCCAGCAAGGAGGAGCGAGAGACGCUGGUGGAGGAAUGCAACAGGGCGGAGUGCAUCCAGAGGGGGGUGUCACCAUCGCAGGCGCAGGGGCUGGGCUCCAACCUCGUCACGGAGGUGCGUGUCUACAACUGGUUUGCCAACCGGCGCAAAGAAGAGGCCUUUCGGCACAAGCUGGCCAUGGACACGUACAGCGGGCCCCCACCGGGGCCAGGCCCGGGAUCUGUGCUGCCUGCCCACAGCUCCCCUGGCCUGCCGCCACCCGCCCUCUCCCCCGGUAAGGUCCACGGUGUGCGCUACGGACAGCCUGCAGCCAGUGAGGCGGCAGAAGUGCCCUCGAGCAGUGGCGGCCCCUUGGUGACAGUGUCUGCAGCCCUGCACCAAGUGUCCCCCACGGGCCUGGAGCCCAGCCACAGCCUGCUGAGCACUGAAGCCAAGCUGGUCUCAGCAACGGGGGGCCCCCUGCCCCCGGUGAGCACCCUGACAGCACUGCACAGCUUGGAGCAGACAUCCCCAGGCCUCAGCCAGCAGCCCCAGAACCUCAUCAUGGCCUCGCUCCCCGGGGUCAUGACCAUUGGGCCUGGAGAGCCCGCCUCCCUGGGCCCCACGUUCACCAACACGGGCGCCUCCACCCUGGUCAUUGGCCUGGCCUCCACGCAGGCCCAGAGUGUGCCCGUCAUCAACAGCAUGGGCAGCAGCCUGACCACCCUGCAGCCUGUCCAGUUCUCCCAGCCACUGCACCCUUCCUACCAGCAGCCGCUCAUGCCGCCCGUGCAGAGCCACGUGGCCCAGAGCCCCUUCAUGGCUACCAUGGCCCAGCUGCAGAGCCCCCAUGCCCUCUACAGCCACAAGCCGGAGGUGGCCCAGUACACUCAUACGGGGCUGCUUCCGCAGACCAUGCUCAUCACCGACACCACGAACCUCAGUGCCCUGGCCAGCCUCACGCCCACCAAGCAGGUCUUCACCUCCGAGACCGAGGCCUCCAGUGAGUCUGGGCUUCAUACGCCGGCCUCCCAGGCCACCACCCUCCACGUCCCCAGCCAGGACCCUGCUGGCAUCCAGCACCUGCAGCCCGCUCACCGGCUCAGCACCAGCCCCACGGUGUCGUCCAGCAGCCUGGUGCUGUACCAGAGCUCCGACUCCAGCAAUGGCCACAGCCACCUGCUGCCGUCCAACCACAGUGUCAUCGAGACCUUCAUCUCCACGCAGAUGGCCUCUUCCUCCCAGUAACCAUGGCAACCACCUCCCAAUGCCUGGGCCCCUGAGCCAGUGCUGCCUGCAGGACAUCGGAGCCUGUCAGACUUCUGCUGCACGGGGCGCUGCCCCAGUCCCCCCUGCUCCGAAGCAUCAGGAAGGGAGAUCCAGAGGUGCCCCAAGGCUGCUUCCGACACAGCCGGGGCGUGGAGCGGUGGGGACCAGAGCCUGUUCCUGGCAGGACCUGGGAGGGACUGUCACUGCUGCUUGGGAUAAAACCUCGUUACCUGGAGCAGAAGGGGCAGCCUUUGACUCUGGCACCCCCAGCCUGGGCCUGGGGAGAGCCCGGGACCCCUGGGGCACUCUGGCAGUCACACUUCUCAGGACACAGGCCCGGGGGGCUGUGACUUGCUGAGCUCCAAGAGGCCCGAGAUCGGCGUGGCUUUGUUCUGGCACCUGUGUACCCACCAGGCCACUCCACCCUGCCCCAGUCCCUUCCAGCUGGUGACCCACAUGCCCAUCUGUACUGACCCUGUCACCCACUCACGCAGGCAUUUCCCGAGUGGCCACUCUGGGCCAGCGUCGGGGCUCUGAUGCCCAAGCCCUGGGGGGCUGGCGCCCUCAGGGAGGCGUCCUGAGAUCCCCUCCCUGGCCGUGGGACCUCGUUCUCCCGGCCAUGCGUUCACAGGAGCCUCUCGCCUCUACUUGCAAGGCUGCCGCGGGGCUAGGACGCUGUCCUCGCUCCGGUGGGCGCCUCGCGCCUCGUGGGGAGUCCAGGCCCUGCGGGUCCUUGCCUGGUUUAUGGGAGCAGCUGCCGGGCUCAGAAGGCAGCCAGGUCUGAGCGGCUCGCGCCAGGUGAGCCCCGCGCCAAGGAGCCACCCGCGUGGACAGGACCGACGCUCGGGGACUUGGGAGCCUGGCUGGCUGAGGGCUGGGGUCCCGGCUGUUGGCGGCCACCCGGCGGAGUGAGCACCACCGGAAGGACAGAGCAGCUGUGUGAGCCCAGGACCCCGUCUCCUCGGGCCUGCUGCCGAGGACCCGGCACUCGGUGGAUGGCUGGCACCUGGGACUGCGGAAAGGGGGGAACCAGCGCCCCCUACAGCUCGCAGCCAGCAAAAGGCAAACCUGUACAUUUAUUUAACUUUUAGUAACGUCAAUAAGAAAUGUACUAGAAACUUCGUAAUUGUCCACAAAGCACCCCGAUGGGGCCUGGGGACCGCAGAGCGUGGCUGAGGGGCAGGCCUGGGGCCUGGGGACGGCAGCCGGGCCCCAGCCCACACACCCACACACCCCGUGUCUCUGCUGCUCCUGCUCUGCUCAAAGUCUGACGAUGAAGGGUGAAGCCAGAAUUCCACCUUAACCUCGAGCUUCUCCUCCUCCUUGCAGAAGACCCUUGUUCGUGAAACCGAGUCUGCAAGUGCUGUCACACGUCCUGAUGUUGCCAAGCUGGGGCGAAGGAACGUGGCCCGGGGGCACGGGCAGGAGGAGGAUGUUUAUUUCAAAUGUUUCAUUACGGGUGGGCACUGGCAGGGAGGCAGCACUCAGAUCACGCUAAGUUUUGUUGUGGGUCCCUUGACAAUUUAUUUUCGAUAAUCUGGGUGCCUCAGA
Messenger RNA from Lemur catta (Ring-tailed lemur), 3693 nucleotides. It is a transcript of the gene HNF1A, whose product is annotated as HNF1 homeobox A. Lineage: Eukaryota; Metazoa; Chordata; Mammalia; Primates; Lemuridae. Gene Ontology annotation, cellular component: nucleus. Bases 226 to 2121 code for a protein of 631 amino acids. Gene Ontology annotation, biological process: insulin secretion; liver development; positive regulation of DNA-templated transcription. The record is from RefSeq and is a predicted model, not a curated record. The transcript is spliced from 10 exons. Gene Ontology annotation, molecular function: RNA polymerase II cis-regulatory region sequence-specific DNA binding; DNA-binding transcription factor activity, RNA polymerase II-specific.